AUGAAUGACCACUUGAAUGACUGGUGGUCGAAAAAUUCUGCGAAAUGCGGUGAUAAGGGCUUUUCGCAAUGUUAUCUCGAUUCAGCUGGACUGAUUACUUGGACCUGCGACGUUUUGUCUCUCAGCACUUGCGCUCCUCCUCCCAGCGGGCGAGGGGCAAGCUAUAACUCAUAUCAGGAAUUUUAUACCGUAUGGAACAUUUACACAAUAAACCAGUACUUCGCCAAUUAUCACCAAGCCCUGCUCAAUGGCCAAGCUGAAGCAAUUGGUGUUGUGGGACAGAUUGUUGACACAGUCGCUCCGCCCGAGGAUGUUAAUGCCAACACGCCUCUAUUUGGUCCCAUCUUUGGUGCUACCUUUGGCCUCUUCAGCGGCUUCGCCACCUUGGCUUCACCAGGAACCUCGGCUUUCAUUGUAGCGUCUUUGUUCGGAUUUGUUGGCGGCACCCCCGGUGGUUUGGUGAACCUGCUGUUCCCCAAAACGACAGUGAACCCUGUGAAGUGGCAGGAUCUCUCGGCCUCUCUUUCCAGCUUCGUCGAUGAGUACCAGAAGAACGUCGGGGAGGCAGUGACGCUCAUCCAGAAAGACUUCGACACGUUUUACGGUGUGACACAUCAAGGCGCUUUCUGCACCAAGAUUUCAGAUUCCUUGCCUGAGAAGACGAGCUUUCUGUACCGCGAGUUGAUGAAGUGGACGUUCAACCAGGCUGUCCAGGCUCGUUCGUUCUUCUCAAUCAAGAACCCCGGCGUCGAUCCCGCGAAGCUCGAGGCCGAGACUGGCAACUUCAAGUGCGGUGGCUACGACAAGUAUGGCGUCUGCAACGACAACAAGUACAUAUACUAUGACGGCAAAGACUCGUACGGCAUGGCAAGGGCCCGCGAUGUUGGCGCAGAUUUCUUCCCUGGUGUCCUGCAAGUCGCCUUCGACAAGAACUGGACCACCCCUCAGGAGCUGUAUGUCGAUGCCCAGAAGUGCAUGUUCAAGGCCGAUACCGACGAAAUAACCAAUGCCACUGAGCUGGACAUGGGAUGUGCUUCGAAUACUCCGGUGUGCGAGGUCGACAUGAGCGUCGACCUAACCACGGCACUCAACACUCACAACCCAGGCUCCAUGUUCACCAACUGCCCCCCUAUGCUGGGCUGGGGUGUGGACUACUGGAACAACAAAGCAUACGUUCCGUUUUCGUACCUUGGACCACUACUGAAAGCCGAUGAGAUAGUCAAUAAUGAGUCAUAA
Diaporthe batatas is the source of this 1236-nucleotide messenger RNA. RefSeq lists its product as uncharacterized. Bases 1 to 1236 code for a protein of 411 amino acids. The transcript has 9 exons. Lineage: Eukaryota; Fungi; Ascomycota; Sordariomycetes; Diaporthales; Diaporthaceae. The record is from RefSeq and is a predicted model, not a curated record.